Scheffersomyces coipomensis is the source of this 2063-nucleotide messenger RNA. Its product is annotated as bifunctional fructose-2,6-bisphosphate 2-phosphatase/6-phosphofructo-2-kinase. The record is from RefSeq and is a predicted model, not a curated record. Gene Ontology annotation, cellular component: cytosol. The transcript has a single exon. The coding region runs from base 323 to 1960 and encodes 545 amino acids. Gene Ontology annotation, biological process: fructose 2,6-bisphosphate metabolic process; fructose metabolic process. NCBI's taxonomy places the organism in Eukaryota, Fungi, Ascomycota, Pichiomycetes, Serinales, Debaryomycetaceae. Gene Ontology annotation, molecular function: 6-phosphofructo-2-kinase activity; ATP binding; fructose-2,6-bisphosphate 2-phosphatase activity.
UAAGAUGUACAAGAGAUGAAACAUGUUGCUAACCAUGUGAAUCUCCAUCAGUCUCUAUACUAUAUACGUUUACUAUAUAAAAUGACCAAAUUAAGUAGAGAUUAGUACUGAAAUUGUAGUAGUUAAAGUUUCCAGUAGUUAAGAAAAAAACGCUGUUAAGGGAGAGAGCGGGUGAGAUUUGUAUUUCCGGGGUAUAGAACAAAAAAUGUUAAUUAAAAUUGAACAACACAAAUAGAUUACACUAUUGGUGAUAACUCAUUUGGUAGAACCACAACAACAUAUAAGGAUUGACAAGGUAGUAUCAAAUCAAAUCAAAUCAAUCAUGUCAACCACAUCAGCCAUUGAUUCAGACGAUGAAGGAGGCGAACUCUUUAAUGGUUUUGGUUCUGCUCCUAUGUCAAGAAGUACAUCUCAAAAACGUACUUCUAAACGAUGGUCAUUUCAUAAUAAUACCAGACCAAACUUACAAGAUAUGCCAUCAGCUGCAUCCAUAGCUCGAAGAUUAAGUGAUAUAACUGGUGAAGAUGGGGUUCAUGAAGAAAUGUCAGUAUCAGUCUUGGGUGGAGGUCAACUUUAUUCUACUGAAUCAGGUCGGUUAUUUCAUGCUGGGAAAAUCAUCAUUUCAUUAGCUGGAUUACCAGGGAGAGGUAAAACUCAUUUAUCAGUAUCAUUAACAAGAUAUUUAAGAUGGUUAGGAGUUAAAACUCAUCUGUUUCAUCUUGGUAAUUAUAGAAGAGCAAGUGCUGAAGAUGAUAUUACUCAUGAUUUAUUUGUUCCAUCUCCAAAUAGUAAAAAAGCUAAUGAUAUUCGAAAUAAAAUUGUUAAUGAAUGUUUAAGUGAUAUUUUAAAUUUCUUUAAAAAUGAUAAAGGUCAAGUAGCAAUUUAUGAUGCUGUAAAUGCUUUACCAGAAUAUAGACUUGAAUUACAUCAAAGAUUUAAAGAAUUAAAUAUUCAAGUAUUAUUUAUUGAAAGUUUGGUUACUGAUGAUUCAAUUAUUAUGAAAAAUAUGGAAGAAGCUGCAAGAUCAUCCCCUGAUUAUUUAUCUUGGGAUUAUCAAAAAGCAUAUAAAGAUUAUAGUGAAAGAAUUAAAACUUUAACUCCUUAUUAUAAAGAAAUGGGUGCAGAAAAAGAAUCUGAAUUAUCAUAUAUUAAAUUCAUAAAUUUUGGAGAAAGAAUUGAAUUACAUAAUUCAAAUUAUGGUUAUUUAAUUAAUAAAGUUGUAUUUUAUUUAAUGAAUUCUAGAAUUAAACUGGGAUCAGUAUUUUUUGCUAGAUGUUAUAAAAAUUCAUUAGAAUAUACUCAAGAUCCACCUUUAGAUGAAGAAGGUUUAAAAUAUUCUCGAGAUUUAGCCGCUACAUUAUUUGAUCAUUUAAAAUCUCAAGGUAAACAUUAUAUUAAAGAAUUAGAUGAAAUAAAAGAACGAUUAAGACCUUUAGCUCCUGCAAGAACUCUUUCAGUUGAAGAAAGACAUCCUGCUGCUGGAGUUGAUGGAGUUGAUAUUAAUUCAUUAGUAGUUUGGACAUCAGUUAAACAAAGAACAGUUGAAACUACCAAAUUCUUUGCUGAAAGAAAUGUUAAAAUAAGACAUCGAAUUCAAUUAUCUCAAAAAAAUCCUGGUAUAGUUGGAGGAUUAUCGGAAGAAGAAAUUGAACAAAAAUUCCCUAAUGAAUAUGAUCAUUAUCAAAGAGAUCCUUAUCAUUAUCGAUUCUCGAGAUCAGAAUCUUAUCAUGAUUUAGCCAUAAAGAUCGAACCUCUAAUCUUAGAAAUGGAAAGAAUGAGUGGAGAUAUAUUAAUCAUUGCUGAUGAUACGAUUUUAAAAGUAUUUUAUGGCUAUUUAAUGUCUUGUUCAUGUUAUGAUAUUCCAUAUUUAAAUUUCCUGACUGAUGAAAUCAUAGAAGUUAAAUUUAAUGCAUAUUCAAAUAGUGCCACUAGAAUCCCAAUCACUUCUCAUGAAAAGUAGUAGUUGAUUUGGGGUUAAUUACUUUAUUAUCUAUUUAUUGACUAUUAUAUAUAUAUUAUUAUUACUUAAAUUAUCGAAAAUUGUAGCACGUGACUUUUUUUUG